UUUCCCAAACACCCCUAUCGUUUCAUCAGAAAUGGACUGUUCCAAAAGUUCGCACUGGGGUUGCUAGGUUACGGAGCGGGAGAGAGAACCGUAUAGCGGAGUUGGCUGCACGUUGUAGAUAGUUUAUAGACCGAAACAGGUGGAUUAAGUGCCAAAUUAUUGAAGUGUUUAUUGAUUAUGUAUACGUGUGCGUGCAUCACGAUAACCACACAUUUCUUAUUCAAUAAACAAACCUACAUUUCUUGAGAUAUCGUUGUCUUGACCAGCAACCUGUAGCCUUCAGCAAUCCAACCAGUGGUUGAAAAAGAGAUUUUACAUGGUCCUUCGAGCCGGAUGCUGACUGGCUACAGAGAUGUCUCAACCAAGGAAAGAAGCACCUGUUGUACGUCCACGACGACAAGUUAAACCCCCAGCUCAUUUGGUAGAUUACGAGCUUGGUGAUCCAUUACAGCAUCUACAGUCACUCCCUAUGACAGGGCGAAGCAGAGUACAGCCCCCAAGCAAUGCAGAUAAUUCCAGAUCGACUUCGCCUAUUAGUCAGGUGGCAGAGUAUGAGAAAUGGAAAUUAGAAGAUGAGUGGUAUGCGUCUGAUGAACAAGGAGAAGAUGUCGAGCUUAAAGCUAUGUUACGUACAGUGCAGAAUGAUAGCGCUGAUUUACGUCGUCAAACUAGUCAGCUGCCAUUGAUUAUGUCGGCAUUACAGGAGAUGCGAAUGCAGAAUGCCAUGUUACAUCAGGAGCUACAAAGCCUGAAAGCAGAACAGAGAGCUCAGUCAGUAAUACCACCACCCGCAUCCUUUGUUCCAGUGGCUAGUCCAGAGACCUCAUACUCAUAUCAUCCAGUGCCAGCUCCACGGACAAGAGCGCCACCACCUGCUUCCAUGAGAGCACUGCACCCAGUUCAAAAGGACGAGUACACUGACUUAACUGAGGACUUCAGGAAUUUAGACAUUUCUUCCUUUGCUCACGAGAGAGUACAAUCACGAGUACGACACAGCAGUCCAUUUCAACCCAGAUAUCCCCCAUCUUCUCAGCACAUCUCAUCUCAUCAGUCAAAGUUUGAGACUCUAGAACAUGAGCAAAUGCCACCUGCUCAUCCAAAUAAGACUCAAGAUGUCAGCCAGCCUUCAUUUACACAGGAGAAAACAUACAAGGGUCCUGCUCCAACCAUACCCUUUCUAACAUCUGCUGAUCCUAGACAAUUCUCUAGACUAAGAAUAGCCCUUGAGAACAUUCUGCCUGAGGAUGCAACUGAGCAUUUUAAAUUUCAGAUACUUACUGACCACCUGAAGCUGGAGGAGGCACUUCUUGUGUCAGAUUCAUACAGUAAUUCAAGGUUUCCUUUUACUAAUACCAUGAGAGCACUAAACAAAAUGUACGGUCAACCCCACCAGUUAGCCUUACAACGCAUCGCAGAUCUGAUGGAUGGACCAAACAUUCGUAGUGGUGAUGUGAAAGCUUUUCGGCUGUUUGGACUCCAUGUACGCUCAUUGGUUAGUAUGUUGGAACAACUUGGCCAGAAUGGAAUGACUGAGCUGGAGUGUGGAUCACAUGUUUCCAGACUUAUGAGCAAACUACCACAUGACCUCAGGUCCAGUUUUAAGAGGUACAUACAUCCUCUGGGAGUUACCAUUCCUACAUUACUGGACUUCGCCGAAUGGCUUGAGUACGAGCUUCAGGUUCAGGAAGACCACACUGAUUACAGCCCGCAACUCAAACAAGUGUCAUCGGUUCAGAGAAAGGAAAUGAGGAAAGAGUAUAAGCAAAACCGCAAACCCACUGCCAUUUUCCUUGGUACAGAGAAACCAAAGGCUGCUUCAGUAUCACCAGCUGAACAACAGAGACCAACUGCUGCUAAGAGAGAAUGGGUGAAUGCUUACUGUGCAUACUGUGAUAACAACAGACAUUACCUGAAUAACUGUGAGAGCUUUAAGUUACUCAGCAAAGAACAGAAAGUGACAUGGAUUAGGAGCCAGAAUAGAUGCUGGCGCUGUGGACGCGGUCACCAAGCAGCUUACUGCACUCUGAAAGUUCUCUGUCAAACCUGUAACAGAAAGCACUUGGUUGCACUACAUGAUGUAAAUGAGAAAGGUAGAGAAACAGAAGAAUCUGUUCCGACCAGUGCCGUAUUAUAUGUUGAUCGUCCCACCUGUGACAACAAGAUUCUGUUAAAAGUGACCAAAGUUUUGCUCAGAAAUGGCAACAAAGCUAUGGAGGCUUAUGCUGUACUUGAUGAUGGGUCAGAGCGAACCAUUAUCCUCAAUGAUGCAGUACAGAAGCUAAAACUGAAGGGACAGCCAGAGGACUUAGCCCUUCGCACAGUCAGGCAAGAGACACAGACCAUUCAUGGGGCGGCUGUAACAUUCACAGUGUCUUCAAUGGAUAACCCUCGUAAGGUUUUCAGGAUUCGGAGUGCCUUUACAGCUGACAGCCUGGGACUAGCAGAGCACACCCACCCAGUCAAGGUACUUCAGAAAAGAUACAAACACCUUGCAGGUCUGCCGCUUCAGCAUUUUCACAAUGUGAAACCUGUGAUUCUUAUUGGUUCUGACUGCCCUCACCUCAUAACACCCAUAGAACCAGUCAGACUAGGCCCACCGGGUGGCCCUGCUGCUGUGAGAACACGCUUGGGAUGGACAUUACAGGGUCCAGCACAAGAUAUAACAACCAGAUUUUCCCCACAGCAUUGUCUCUUCACUAGCCUGCGACCCAUUGACAGCCUGUAUGCUGAUGUGGAGAAACUGUGGAAAAUGGACAUCCUCCCAUUUCAGAGUGAGAAAGUACUAACAAGGUCACGACAAGACCAGGAGUCCAUACAGCUACUCCAAGACAAAACAGUGAGAGUAGACGUUGAUGGAGUCCAGAGAUAUGCAACCCCUCUGCUAUGUGUUAAGAACAUGCCAUUCCUUCAUGCACCCAAAGAAGCUGUACUGCCACAAUUACGGUGAAUUGAAAAUCGGUUGGAAAGAAAACCUGAUCAAGCAGCAGCAUACCAGGAAGAGAUAGUCAGGUUACAGAAAGCCGGCUACAUCAUGAAACUCAACCCUGAACAGGUGAAACAGUCCAAGGAAACUUGGUACAUACCACACCAUAUGGUAGAGCAUAAUGGAAAGAACAGGGUCGUAUUCAACUGUUCAUUCACAUACAAAGGCCAAAAUUUAAAUGAGUUCUUGCUACCUGGUCCAACACUCAGUCCUUCUCUCCUGGCAGUUCUACUACGUUUCAGAGAACAUUCCAUUGCAGUUAGC
This is a messenger RNA of Misgurnus anguillicaudatus (oriental weatherfish), 3247 nucleotides long. The record is from RefSeq and is a predicted model, not a curated record. Lineage: Eukaryota; Metazoa; Chordata; Actinopteri; Cypriniformes; Cobitidae.